This is a messenger RNA of Ostreobium quekettii, 4281 nucleotides long. Lineage: Eukaryota; Viridiplantae; Chlorophyta; Ulvophyceae; Bryopsidales; Ostreobiaceae. The record is from the annotation of a GenBank genome assembly.
AUGGACUACGACAUGAACGACGUGCAGUAUUCGCUGAUCCUGAGCAACGAGAUCGCCACCGUGGCCACCGCCCUGCGCCAGAACUCCAAAUGGGCCUUCGUGGCGUCGCGCUACGACGACGAGGAGCAGCUGGACGACCCGCUGCUGGAGGAGUUCCUGUCGCUGCGGCAGAAGGUGAUGUACUGGGGCAACUGGGCGCUGGUGGACCCGCUGGAGUACCUGUCGCCCUUCCUGGAGGCGAUCAGGAGCCAGGAGGUCAGCGGGCCCAUCACCAGCGUGGCGCUGUCCUCGCUCAUGAAGCUCCUCACCUCCAACGUCAUCAGCCCCGCCACCACCAACUCCGCGGAGGCCAUCCGGCGGAUCGUCUCCUCAGUGCGGGAGUGCAGGUUCGAGGGCACGGGGUCCUCUGCGGACGAGGCGGUCCUGCUGCGCAUCCUGCAGGUGCUGGUGGCGGCGGUGCGCAGCGACGUGGGCACCCUGCUGGCCGCGCGCGACGUCCAGGACAUUUUUCUGACCAUGAUCCAGUGGUGCGAGGUUGGGGAGGGCACCCCGGGGAGCGAGGUGUCCGGCGUGUUCACGCAGUCCUCGCGGCAGCUCCUGGGCGAGAUGGUGGGCGCGCUGUUCGCGCGGCUGCGGCUCAGCAGGAUGGGCGAGCUGGGCGGGGUGGACGCGUGCAGGGGCAGGCCCAAGGGGUCGCCCAUGUCGGGGUCCAAGUCCGUGAACAGCGACAUGUCCAAAGGCGGCCGGUCGGCCUCCGGUCACUCCGCCUCCAAGUCGGACGCCAGCGCGGCGUCCGCGUCGAUGGGCGCCCCGCUGUUGAUGUUCGGGAUCGAGCCGUUCUGGGAGAUUUUCCGCUACCUCAUCUCGCUGGCCAGCACGGAAUCGAGGGGGCCGGGCGCGGACGACGUGGUGCUAUUCGCGCUGCAGCUGAUACACACGUCCAUCGUGAGCGGGGGCGAGGCGCUGGCGGACCACAGGGGGUUGCAAUGCAUCAUGCGGCAGCACCUGUUCAUGGCCCUCACGCGGGCCCUCAGCCGGGGACACCAGUCCAUCCAGUCCGCCGUGUUCCAGGUGGUUCUGGCGAUGUACAAGCUGUUUGGGGACCGCAUCCUGCUCCAGCUGGAGUGCUUCAUGCAGAGCUCCUUGCUGCGCCUGUGUGAGGGCAAGGGCUGCCAGAGCCAGGAGCACCAGGAGGUGGCCCUGGAGGCCCUGCUGGACUUCUGUGGCUACCCUGGCUUCCUACACGACAUGUACCUCAACCUGGACUGCCGCGUGGAGCGUUCCAACCUCUUUGAGGACAUCUGCUCCCUCCUGUCCAAAACUGCCUUUCCCGUGAAGUCGCCCUUGGGUGCAAUCCACAUGAUUUCCCUGGAGGGCCUGCUGGCGAUGCUGUACUCCCUCUCGGCGCAGUGCUGCACAGAUGGCACCACGGCCCAGCUCCCCCCUGAGCCCAAGGCCGAGCUGCCGAACUACAUCGACAUCUGGGGCAACCUGCUGGAGGGCCGGUCCCCAGGCCUGGAGGUUUUCAUCAACGAGGUCAGCACCAGUGGCAGGGACCAAGUGGACGCUGGUGUGCAGCUCAUACGCCUGGAGAAGGCGAUCAAGAGGCGGGUGUCAGUUGCAGCAGACCACUUCAACAAGGACUUCAAGAAGGGUUUUCAGUACAUGCAAGCGAUGAAGCUCCUGCCAGACAAGGAGGACUGCACGGCCAUCGCGCACUUCCUGCGUGUGUGCCAGAAUCUGGACAAAACCAUGAUUGGGGAGCUGCUAGGGGAGAGCGACGAUUUUUACAAGCAGGUGCUGCAGGAGUUUGCUCAGUCGUUCAGGUUCCAGGACGUGCCGUUCGACCUGGCCCUGCGCAUGUUCCUGGACACGUUCAAGGUCGGCGGGGAGGCACAAAAGAUCGACAGGGCCAUGGAGAACUUCGGCCGAGUGUAUUACAAGACUCAGGUCAAUGGGCUGAUGGCGAGCUCUGAUGCUGCCUUCACCCUGGCGUUCUCCAUCAUCAUGCUUAACACUGACCUGCACAGCAGUGGCGUCAAGAAGAAGAUGACCAUGGAAGAGUUUGUGAGGAACAACAGGGGGAUCAAUGACAAUGAGAACUUCCCCAGAGAGUUCCUGGAGAGCCUGUACAGGUCGAUCAGCCAGAACCCAAUCAGGCUGCAGGACACGUCAGCUGGCGAGGUGCCCAUUGUGCGGUGGCUGGUACUCGACCAGCAGAGCGAGACAGAGAGGGGGAGGAUGCUGCGUACCAAUGACAGGGAGCUCAAGGGGGGCCACGCGCUGGACAGGGAUAUGUUCAGCCUCAUCUGGGGCCCCACUGUGGCUGCGGUAUCUGUUGUCCUGGACCAGGCUGAAGAUAUCACCACUGUCCAGACGGCUUUGACAGGUCUGAAGUUGGCAGCUAAGAUCGCUUCUUACUAUCGUGUGGAUGAGGUCAUAGACAGUCUUGUCGUCACCCUGUGCAAGUUCACCAUGCAGCUGGCACCUGGUGCCAUCAAGCCCAUGGUAAAUUUUGGCCACAACAGCAAGGCCCAGGUGGCCAUGGAGACAGUCUUCUUUGUGGCCAGCAGGUAUGGAGACAGUUUGAGGGCUGCUGGCUGGCGCAGCAUAAUGGACCUGGUCGUGCGGCUUUACCGCCUUGGUCUCCUUCCAAACACGUUUUGGCAGGAGGCCAAUGGUUUGCCAGAGGAAGAGGGGAGAUCGCCUGAAACAGAAUCGGUCAAAAUGACCUCUGACUCAGGGUCCACAGCCGAUGAUGCUGGCUCGGAAAAAUAUGACACAGCAAAGCAAGUAGCUGGAAUGAGAGCAUCACACCUCAGGAGUGUUCCCAGGAAGAGAGACAGAUUUCGACACAGGGAUUUGAGCAGCUAUGCCACGACCAGCCUCUCACGCCUGUUCAUGUCUGGCGGCGCUGAGAAACAGUUGACAAGGGAAGAACAGGAAGCGCAGGAGCGCACUGUUCGAUGUGUGGAGCAUUGUAGGAUUGAUGAGCUCUUUCUGGAUACCAAGUUUCUCCAACCGGAGCCACUCCUGGAGCUUGUCCGUGCAGUCACCUGGGCCUCAGGGAGCGCGCCACGCCAAAUCAACGACGAAAAGACCUCUGUGGUGUGCCUGGAGCUCAUGUUUUCAGUCACUAUCCGCAAUCGCGAUCGUAUCAACAAGCUGUGGCCUCUGGUCCAUGACCACCUUAAAUCGGUGAUCAUCCCUUCAGACAGGCCUAUAUCCAAGACACUGGUUGAGGCAGGUGUGCUGGGGCUGCUCCGCGUUUGCCAGCGAAUCCUUGUCUACAAGCCUGAGGUUGCGGACUUGCUGUUGACGAGUCUUCAGUUUGUGCGCAAUUUGGACUCGGAGAUGAUCAGGGAGAUGGCAGAGAAAGUAGCGACGGAGGUGUUGGCUCUCAUCAAAGGUGCCGCCUCAUUCAUUCACCAGGGUUGGGCAUGGAGCACGAUAUGCCUUUUGAUCAUCUUGACAGCUGCUUCGCCCCCCGCAUUCAAGACGGCUCUGGAUGCCUUCAUACACAUUGUAAAAGAUGGCGCACAUCUCACCCCUGUGAACUUCUCAGACUGCCUGUCAACGGCCCGCUCGUUUGUUGAGCGCACAGCGACCCACCAGCCUGACAGAGCCAUCCAGGUGUUGGACCUGAUGGGGGACAUGGUUGUGUGGCUACCAUCGUGGAAGUCGUCACAGGGUGAGAGGCGCCUAGGGUACCCUGCACCCCCAGAGAAGGGCUUGGAUCGCGCCCAGUGUUGGUCGGACGUCAUCAAAGCCCUGUGCAGCUUCUCCAGCCAGGAGUCCGCCCCACAGGUGCGCAACCAUGCAGCUGUGAAGCUCCACAACGCUAUUAUCAUGGGUGAGCAGCUGCAGCUGGACGCCCAGCAGUGGGGCGCCGUCCUGAAAUACGAGCUGAUCCCUCUUGUUCAAGCUCUGAUAACACGAGAGAAGGCAUGGGAUGUGGAGGAGAACUUCCAAACAGUCAAGCUGGCUGUCAAGACGCUCUCCAAGACCUUCUUGCAAUUUUUGAACCUGCUCCAGAAGCUGCCAACAUUCUCUGCGAUCUGGCUGGAGAUGUUGACUGUGCUCCAGAAGAGCUGCUACCGGCAUAACGAACUGGCCGAGUCUGUCCCCGAGGAUGUGAAGAACAUGCUUCUGGUCAUGGCCAAAGAGGGCGUGCUCACGCAGGACUGGAAAGACUCCAAAGGGAAGAAUCUUUGGGAAGCGACUUGGCGGGAAGCCCAACGAAUUUCAUAUGCAUUGACACCCAAAAUUCUUGUUAGCUGA